This is a messenger RNA of Anoplopoma fimbria (sablefish), 1926 nucleotides long. RefSeq names its product lipase member H-like. Gene Ontology annotation, biological process: lipid metabolic process. The transcript is spliced from 11 exons. Gene Ontology annotation, molecular function: carboxylic ester hydrolase activity; lipase activity. Lineage: Eukaryota; Metazoa; Chordata; Actinopteri; Perciformes; Anoplopomatidae. The record is from RefSeq and is a predicted model, not a curated record. The coding region runs from base 165 to 1520 and encodes 451 amino acids.
CAAGCAGGGCGGGAGUAUUGCUUUGCUGUACCUCCUCUCAUUUCCUGAAGUGAACACUGCCCAAAUAUGUGGAGAUACAAACAGAGGAUGACCUGUAAUGUUCUGGACCUUUAACCAGAGCAGGAAUUAUUAGCAAAGAUCAUUUACGCAUGCUGGUGUAAAGCAUGUUCCUGUGGCAAUAUCUGACACUGCUCCUGCCGAUAACUGUUCAAAUAUGCAAAGCUCAGACAUGUGAAGAGUUUUCAGAUCUAGAUCUCAGCCACGCGAUCAUUGGGACCAGCCUCAGAAUCAGGUUGUUGCUGUACACCAGGGAUAAUGUCACAUGUGGUUCACUGGUGCCCCACACGGACCUGUCCGCACAUCCCCGGUUUAACUGCUCCAGGCCGACCACCUUCAUCGUGCAUGGGUAUCGGCCCACUGGAUCUCCACCGAUGUGGGUGGAGAAGAUCACGGAGCUGCUGCUGGUCCAGGCGGACAUCAAUGUGAUCGUGGUGGACUGGAACCGAGGAGCUGCUAAUGUCAACUAUUUCAAGGCAGUGGAGAACACGCGCAGGGCAGCCAACAACCUCACCGCGUUCAUUCAAAUAAUGCAGGAGCAUGGUGCCUCUCUGAGCUCAAUCUACAUGAUCGGGGUCAGCCUCGGGGCUCAUGUAUCCGGAUUCGUAGGCGCAAACUUGAAUGGAGCAAUUGGAAGAAUUACAGCUCUGGAUCCAGCCGGGCCUCAGUUCACCGGCUCUGCUCCAGAGGACCGCCUGGACCCCACGGACGCCCAGUUUGUAGAUGUCCUGCACACAGACAUAGAUGCCCUGGGCUUCAGAGAACCUCUGGGUCACAUUGAUUUCUAUGCUAACGGUGGAGCGGACCAACCCGGCUGCCCAAGGACCAUCUUUUCUGGAGGAUCCUAUUUUAAAUGUGACCACCAGAGAUCAGUGUUGCUCUACCUGGACUCUAUGAAUCAGACCUGUACCAGCAUGGCCUACCCCUGCACCUCCUACAAGGACUUUCUGGAUGGUGACUGCUUGAGCUGUGACCGCUUUGGUGCUGCUGGAUGUCCUGUCUUUGGUUACGGUGUGACAAAGUGGAAAGAUGUCCUUCUGAAGCUGGGCCAAACAAAAACCUACUUCACCACAAAUAAGGUCUCUCCGUUCUGCAUGACAAACUACAGGGUGGAGGUGAUGAUAUGGAACGAGGAAGUACGUUAUGGAUACAUCACGGUUAAACUUCACAGUAACGGUAAAGAAGCAGUGGCCACCAUUGACCAUAAAGAAUCGGAGUUCAAGAAGCACACAGAGACCACGUUGUUGGCCCAUUUUGACAAAGACGUUCAGUCAGUGAAAAAAGUGUCUCUCAAAUUCUCCACUGGGAAUGUAUUGAAGCCCAAAUAUAAGCUCCGUGUUCUACGAAUCCGUCUCACACAUCUGGAACGCAAGGAAAGGCCUCUCUGUCGAUAUGACAUCCUCCUGCAGGAGGACAAAGAGGUCACCUUCAGGCCGAUUCCCUGUGAAGAGUCCAACUUCUGAGACAAAAAUUGGACACAAUGUCAAAGAUUUCAAACUUUGCUCGUCUUGGAGGAGAGUUUAGUCGACUGUAAAGGAAAACAACAAGGACUGCAAUGAUAGCGUAUCAGAAAAACUAAGCUGGCUGUGAUCUUUUCAGAUUUAGAAAUUAAAUGUUAUAUACUAUAUACUGUAAAUGUUUUUUUAAGAGAAAAUAUAUAUUUUUUAAGUUACAUUUUGCCCGAAAAAGGUUAUUUAUUUGCGCUUUAUUUGUAGGGUGAAUUGGAUUUUCUGAAUUGUAAAUGAAUUCAUCUCAUAAUGAUUUAUUAUGACACGUUAUAUCAGUAAUGGGCAUUGUGACUGCGUGAAACUAAUGCGACCCCAGUUUUAAAAUAAAUAUAAUACUAAUUAAUGACGUUGUUUUCUUUUU